GUAAUAUAUGAAAUAAAGUUGAAGUGUAAAAUGAAAACGCAAUAAACAGUGAGAUUCAAAUACCAAAACCCAACUUAUUUCGACGAAAGCUUAAGCAACUCGGCCGUUCCUCUUGGUGGAGUAAGAAAACUCUGUGAGUGAUGAGCAAGAAGAAGAAUCCUUUAGUAUUCUUGGAUGUUUCAAUUGGUGGGGAACCAGUUCAAAGAAUUAUCAUAGAACUCUUUGCUAAUGUUGUUCCUAAAACUGCAGACAAUUUCAGGGCACUCUGUACAGGUGAAAAGGGGAUUGGGAAGACUACAGAGAAGCCUCUUCACUACAAAGGAACAUUUUUUCAUCGAAUUAUCAAAGGGUUCAUGGCUCAAGGUGGUGAUUUUUCACGGGGAAAUGGGACUGGUGGUGAAAGUGUUUAUGGUGGAAAAUUUUCUGGUAUUUACCCAAGUACAUUGAGCUCUUGUCAAAAAAUAUGUUCAUUUUGUGAUUGUAAAAUUUGGAAAACUGCAGAUGAGAACUUCAAGCUAAAACACGAUGGACCUGGCAUUCUUUCCAUGGCAAACAGCGGUCCAAACACUAAUGGAUCUCAAUUCUUUAUAACGUUUAAGCCCCAACCUCACCUUGACGGGAAACACGUUGUCUUUGGAAAAGUUGUGAUGGGAAUGGAUGUUGUGAAGAAAAUUGAGCAGAUUGGAACGGCUGAUGGGAAACCUGGAGAACCUGUGAAAAUUGUAAACUGUGGUGAACCAUCAGAGAUUAAGGAUGAAGCUGUGGUAAAAAAGGAAAAAGAGAAAAAGAAAAAGUUGAACAAGAUUAAAUCUUCAGAAUCUAGUUCUGAUGACCAAGGGAGAGGCAGACAGAAGAAGUCCUCAAAGGACCGAAGAAAAAAGAGGAAGAGAUACUCUUCAUCUGAUUCAUACAGCUCUGAUACUGAAUCUGAUUCAUAUUCUUCGGAUUCAGACUCAUCACUUUCUGAUUCUAGUUCCUCAAGUGAUGGAAAGUACAGGAAGAGGAGAUCCAAGAGAACAGCAAAGCCCCAGCAUGGAAGGAAAAGAAAAGGCCGAAAAAGAGAGAAAAGAGGCCGACUGGGAAAGCGUUCGAAGCGCAAGGCUAAAUGGAGCUCUGGGAGUUCAACUGACACGGGUAGUGAGAGUACAAGUGAUAGCAGUAGUAGUUCUGAUGGUGAAAGAGUUGAUCAUCGUGCCACUACUCGCCGCAAGAUUAAGAAUUCUAAGCAUUCUGAGACUAAAUCAAAAGGAAUUACUGAUGAGAAGGAAUCCUUGAACCCGGUUACUGAAACCACUGUGGAAAAACAAAAAAGUCAGGACCUUAAUUUACUACAGGAAGAAGGUGAACUGUCCCCAAAGCAUGAUGAUAUUCCAAACAAUAAUCAUAAAACUGAAACUGAGAAACUAGAGAGAUCUCCUAAUCAACGUCCUGUUUCAGAUGGCUCUAACUCCUCCAGGAGCACUACACCUGAAAGGCCAAGAAACAUCCCCAGGAGUAAUCUUACCAGAAGUCCUGUUAAGACAUUUGGAAAUCCUGGGAUGAAGUACAAUGAGUGGAAUAGGCCAAGGUCCUCCCGGAGCCCUGUUCGUAGUCCUAUUAGGAAAGCUGCCGAUUCUUCUGUUUCAAAUCAUGGUCAAACUUCAUCAAGAAGCCAUUCUCCAAAUGGCACCCCAAAACGUGUUAGGAAGGGGCGUGGUUUUACUGAGCAGUACUCAUUCGUACGUCGUUACCGUACUCCAUCACCCGAACGUCCUCGUAAUUAUGGUGGUAGAAAUAAUUAUGGAAGAAGUCAUAAUGGGUAUUCAAGCUACAGAAACAAACGUGAUUGGUCACCUGAUAGACGGUACCGGAGCCCACCUAGAGGCAGGAGCCCUUCAAGAUACCGAAGGAGGAGUCGGAGUGUUUCACGCAGUCCAGGAAGUUAUCGUGGUCGUUACAGAGACCGUAGCAAGAGUCGGAGUCCAGUACGGAGUUCUAGUCCUUUGGAAAAGCGAACUCAAAUAAGCGAUAGACUAAAAUCGCGUCUUGGACCGAAAAGCAAAUUUUCCCCAGAGAAAGAAACUUCGCAGUCGAGGAAUUAUAACCGUAAUCGUAGCUUGUCCCGUUCGAUAUCUCCAGAUAAACAUCGCACUGCUGCUGCUUCUCCCAGUCGGUCUAGAUCGAGCUCCUUGUCUGGACAAAAGGGGUUAGUUUCCUAUGGAAAUGGUAGCCCUGAAUCUUGAUAAGCUUUGUAUAACUAUCUGCACGUUAUAGGAAUGGUAAAAUCCUUCUCCUUCGUUUGAUAGAAUGAAUGUAAUUUCUUUAAGUGAUUUGUUUGUUUAUAUUUGGGAUUUGGUUUCUGUUUUCCUUUAGUCCAACACUUGUAAGGUUAGCAACAUCUCAUUUUGACCUUAAUUUUGAUUUGUUCAUAUAGAGCUGGCUGUACUUUCAUCUUGUUGGUUCAUAGAUUAAUAAUGAUUAUGUUGAGGGAGAGAAGGUUUGGCAGGAAA
This is a messenger RNA of Cucumis sativus (cucumber), 2489 nucleotides long. Its product is annotated as peptidyl-prolyl cis-trans isomerase CYP63. NCBI's taxonomy places the organism in Eukaryota, Viridiplantae, Streptophyta, Magnoliopsida, Cucurbitales, Cucurbitaceae. Gene Ontology annotation, molecular function: peptidyl-prolyl cis-trans isomerase activity. Bases 141 to 2222 code for a protein of 693 amino acids. The transcript is spliced from 13 exons. The record is from RefSeq and is a predicted model, not a curated record. Gene Ontology annotation, biological process: protein folding; protein peptidyl-prolyl isomerization.